GUACCUUUAAUUCUGUUUGUACGAAGUGUUUUAAAAUACUCAACCAGCUGAAAAUGAACAGAUUUCAAAAGUUUCUUUCCUGAUGAUCCAUGAAAAACAAGCAGCUGGAUGUCUUGUUCAUUGUGCAGUUUACAAGGCAAGAAGUGUCAAUAAAGCUUGACAUUCAACACCCUCCUGUCACCACCCAGGUCCGGCCUAUCAGGCUUAAGAAGGAAACAUGCUGAGUUGUACUGGAUGGAAACCGUGCAGAUGGGAGACUAACUUCUGAAGAAUGAACAACCAGGAGCCAACAGAAAUCCCGGGAUCGGCUUUGCCUAAACAGAGGAAGAUCCUCCACUUCUCUAGCGGUGAAACUCUGGAGGUAGAGGACAGCACAGAUGAGGAGCCAUCAAAGCCAAUCCCCUUUGAGGAACCAGCAGGGAGGACCAAAUUAUCUUUCAAGAAUGCGGCCCUUCUAGUAGGUAGGAUUUCACUUCUAGCUUGCGAUUUUCUCGGAGAGAGGUUCGCUGGAGUUUUUGGGCUGAAUGCUGCCAAGUAUCAGUACGCCAUUGAUCAGUAUCAUCGAAAACACAAGAUAGAUGAGCGGAGACGAGCAGAGAUGCUGAACCUCUCUCCUGGAGUGGGUGGAAGCACCUAUGGAGCCACGGAAAGUUUAAACGUAUCUUCGAAUUCCACAGAGAGGUGUGGCAACAGCGGAGGAUAUCUUAAUAAAGGAUAUCAAGCAAACCAAGAGAAAUACGAUUGGAGAAAGGAACAAUGUGGAAAUCUGGAGAUGUCACAAGAGGACAAGUGUUUUCAGAUGGAUCAUUUUGAAACAAAUGAUGGCUAAGAUGAUUCACAUGCCACAGUAAAAAUUAAAAACUACCAUUAACAACCUUUAACUGCUAUAAUUUUCUAGUUUUGUAAAAUGUCUUACAAGGUGAUGCAAUGCAGGAAAUAAAAUCCAUAAGCUGCUAAAUACCAAAUUUUACUUAUAUGAUGAUUGUGAGUAAAGAUUAGAUUUAAUUUUAAAUCUAUAAUAAAAUAUGGCGAUUAAAAAUCAUUAGGAAGAUCA
Molecule: messenger RNA, 1054 nt
Organism: Oryzias latipes (Japanese medaka)
Lineage: Eukaryota; Metazoa; Chordata; Actinopteri; Beloniformes; Adrianichthyidae
Source: RefSeq, a predicted model, not a curated record